CAACAACUUUUGAGACACCACAUCACCAUGGCUUCCGUUUCAGCCAAAAUCAUUUUCUCCACCGCCGCCGCCGUCGCCACCGCCACCGGAGGCAACACCACCACCACCAGAUCAUCCUUUCUCCCCGUCUUCCGCCGCGGCGCCGCCACUCCUCUCCCCCUAAAACUCUCCCACCGCCGACGCCAUCAUGUCCGCCACAUCACCAACGUCUUCAAAACCGUGGAGUCCCCUGCGGCCCCUCCGGCGCUUGAUCCGGUCCGGCAGGUUCAGAAGCCGACGAUUCUGGUGUCGGAGAAGCUGGGCGAGGCAGGGCUGGAGGUGCUGAGAGAGUUCGGGGAGGUGGAGUGCAGCUACGAUCUGUCGCAGGAGGAUCUGUGCAAGAAGAUCUCGCUCUGCGAUGCGCUGAUCGUGAGGAGCGGCACGAAGGUGACGAGAGCGGUGUUUGAGGCCGCCAAGGGGCGGUUGAAGGUGGUGGGGAGGGCCGGAGUCGGGAUCGACAAUGUGGAUCUGCAGGCGGCGACGGAGUUCGGAUGCUUGGUGGUGAACGCGCCGACGGCGAACACUAUCGCCGCGGCGGAGCACGGCAUCGCGCUGUUAGCUGCCAUGGCCAGAAAUGUUGCUCAGGCUGACGCUUCGAUGAAAGCUGGAAAAUGGCAACGUAACAAGUAUGUCGGUGUCUCUUUGGUUGGGAAGACAUUAGCUGUUAUGGGAUUUGGAAAAGUAGGAUCUGAAGUUGCAAGACGAGCAAAAGGCCUGGGAAUGCAUGUCAUUGCACAUGAUCCAUAUGCCCCAGCUGACAGAGCCCGAGCUGCUGGUGUCGAUUUGGUCUCUUUUGAUCAGGCUAUCUCAACUGCUGAUUUCAUCUCUCUGCAUAUGCCACUCACUCCUACUACCAAAAAGAUAUUCAAUGAUGAAACAUUUGCAAAGGUGAAGAAGGGAGUCCGCAUCAUUAAUGUCGCUAGGGGUGGAGUCAUAGACGAAGAUGCAUUAGUGAGGGCCCUUGAUAGUGGAGCAGUUGCUCAGGCAGCACUUGAUGUGUUCACAGAGGAGCCCCCACCAAAGGACAGCAAAUUAGUGCAGCACGAAAAUGUUACUGUGACACCUCAUCUUGGAGCUAGCACAAAGGAAGCACAGGAAGGUGUAGCCAUUGAAAUUGCAGAGGCUGUAGUUGGAGCUCUGAGAGGGGAACUCUCUGCCACUGCUGUCAAUGCUCCUAUGGUCCCUCCCGAGGUUAUCUCGGAGCUGUCUCCUUAUGUUGUGCUAGCAGAGAAGCUGGGUAGGCUAGCUGUACAACUAGUGGCUGGAGGGAGUGGAAUUAAAUCUGUGAAGGUGGUGUAUAAAACAGCCCGGGACCCAGAUGAUUUGGACACAAGACUCCUCAGAGCCAUGGUCACUAAAGGCAUCAUUGAGCCAAUAUCCAGCUCAUUCAUCAACCUGGUGAAUGCAGACUUCACAGCCAAGCAGAAAGGCCUCCGCAUUAGUGAGGAGCGGGUGAGCAUCGACUCGUCCCCUGAGAACCCAGUCGAAUCAAUCCUGGUGCAAAUAUCCAACGUGGAUUCAAAAUUCGCAAGCGCUGUAUCCGAGAGUGAAUACAUAAGCAUUGAAGGGAAAGUGAAAGAUGGGAUCCCCCGCCUCACAUGUGUCGGCUCUUUCAGUGUGGAUGUGAGCCUGGAGGGAAAUCUCAUCCUGUGCCGACAGGUAGACCAACCUGGCAUGAUCGGACGGGUUGGCAACAUACUUGGAGAAUGCAAUGUGAACGUGAGCUUCAUGAGUGUAGGAAGAACCGUCAAGAGAACACGCGCCAUCAUGGCUAUUGGUGUGGACGAAGAACCCGACAAGGACACCCUCAAGAAGAUAGGAGAGGUGCCUGCAAUUGAAGAGUUUGUGUUUCUCAAACUAUAGAAGAGCACAUUGAUCCAAUGCUUGUGAUAUAAGUUCAAUUUUUGUCAGGCAAAUAAAGCAGUCAGCUCUGCGUCUCCAUAAUUGCCCAGAAUGUGAGUUUAUGCAGUGAUAGUCCGUCACCCUGCUAUAUAAAAGAAAACGGGAGGUAGUUUGUGUCGGUGUGGUGGCAUUCAUCAUCAAAGUCUAUAGUCAGGUGGUGGCAUUCAUCCACUUAUGUGCCAUCUCUUUUGUUGUCUUGUACUAGUAGUAAGCUGUUGUCCGUGUUUUUGUUGUUUUCGGUAUUGUUGAAGGGGAGCAGUUCCAUACAGGCGGAUAGUAUGGCUCCUAGGAUUUUUAGUUGUGAGAGUUACAAGCUGCCAAAUGAACUUUCCUCCAAGUUGUAAUUCACAUUUGUAGGAAAAAUGGUAUGUGAAUCAUAGAGGUUGCUCCAUUUUUUACUUAGCAAAAAGGUGUUGCCUUAUAUGUAAUUGGCUAUUCACAACUCUGUUUUCUACUUCUUUUUUUUAAUCAUUGAUGAAGCUA
Molecule: messenger RNA, 2424 nt
Organism: Vitis riparia (riverbank grape)
Lineage: Eukaryota; Viridiplantae; Streptophyta; Magnoliopsida; Vitales; Vitaceae
Product: D-3-phosphoglycerate dehydrogenase 1, chloroplastic-like
Exons: 5
Coding region: 28-1902 (624 amino acids)
Biological process (GO): L-serine biosynthetic process
Molecular function (GO): phosphoglycerate dehydrogenase activity; NAD binding
Source: RefSeq, a predicted model, not a curated record